UCUGAGUAGCAGUUAUUUUAUAUAUGACUUAUUAAUUAAUUUCUUGUAUGUUAUUAUUGUCAAAAACUAUAAAGGAGGUGCCUCAUAUCUAAAAAAGGGAAUUGCCCUCUAUUCGGAAAAUAGUCCGCUACGAGAGCAAGAUGUACCACCAGGACCAAUUCGAUGGCCAGUGGUUGGAAAUCUGGGAUCUAUGAUUGGCAGAGAUACACUAAAUAUACUUGCUGAUUUACGGUCAAAAUAUGGUGAUAUCUAUGGUGUAUAUAUAGGAUCGGAACUGACAAUUUUUCUCAACGGAUACGAAGUAAUUCAUGAAGCUUUGGUCAAGCACGGAACGGUUUUCUCUAAACGUCCAAAACUUCAGCAGCGAGGUAAACAACCUCAUGCAAUUAUAUUCGGAAAUGGUGCAUCUUGGAAGGAACUUAGAAAAUUUACCUUGUAUACCUUUCAUCAUCUUUGUUUUAGAAAAACUGGACAAACUUUGGAGGGACGAAUAACUGAAGAACUGACCUAUUUUACUGAGAAAUUAAUCAGUUUUAACAACAAAGACGUAGAUAUAUCGCAUAUUGUUACUCUAACUUUCGCAAAUGUUAUAUAUAACAUUUUACAUGGACGACGCAUAGGAUACGAUAAUGCAAAAUUCAAAUGGUAUCUUGAAAAAAUUGAUGAAGCAUUUAAGGAUCACGCCAUAACACAAGUAUUGAACGCUUGCUUCCCGUUUCUGCGCUAUUUACCAGGUGACCUUCUCCGCGAAGAAUUCAAGGACAAGGCUAUAGAAAAAUUCGCCAAAUAUUAUGACGAAAUAUGCCACGUGAACUAUGCAAAAUAUAAACCAGAUGAUAAUGAUUGUUUUAUUGACUUUUGGAUCGCAGCCAAGGAAAAUAAUGAUAUUUUCCAAAAAGAAAAUCUAUGGGUUGUUUUGAAUGAUUUAAUGGCUGCUGGGAGUGAAACAACAGCAACAACAUUGAAAUGGGUCAUACUAGCUUUAGUUAAAUAUCCUAAUAUCCAGUCAAAGCUACAAAGAAAAGUAGAUGAAGUUAUUAGCAAGGACAAGACGCCUUCCGUGUCAGACAAAGUGAAUCUACCAUACGUCGAGGCGACAAUCUUAGAAGCUCUCCGAUUUGGAAGCGUUGUACCCCUUUCGGUACCACACGCAGUCUUACAUGAUACCAUGUUCAAAGGAUAUAAAAUACCGGGACAUGCUACAAUUUUACCAAACAUUUCCUCCGUACACUUUGAUCCCGAUAUAUUUCCAGAACCCAAUGUAUUCAAACCUGAACGAUUCCUUAAUGAGACAGAGACGUCCAUUACUGGGAAUGAGAAACUAAUCCCGUUUUCACUAGGGCCUAGGUCAUGCCUUGGUGAAACUCUUGCACACAUGGAAUUGUUUCUUUAUGUAACUACACUUGUGCAGAAACUAGAGUUUCGAGCUCCAGAUGAUGGUGAAUUACCGUCGUUAAAGGGAGUGUUUGGGUUGACUCGCCGCCCACUAGAUUUCAGAGUAAAUAUUCGUAUGAGAUCGAAAAUGUAAAGAGCCAAAUAAUAAAAAAGGUUAGAAAAUACUUAGCUUAUUACGAUACUUUAACAGAACCUUUAGCUUUAUCUUUAGCUGAAUAUAUAAACAGAUCAACAUUAAAACGUGAACUCACUGUAUUUUUGAUUAACAGAAUAUUACCUGUAAUAUUUACCUAAAAGCUUAACCAAAUUUACAGUAAUUUGCAGGCAAUACCUAUGACACAUGCUUUUGCUAAAUACUUUGCUUGUUUUGAUACCCAAGAAUGAGAUUGAUGACCAGAUUUGACAUUAGAUGCUUAUUCUGAUUAAUUUGUGUUUCUUUUAAUUUACAUAAACGUUUUAUAUCAACCGCUUUUUAACACUUUGCCUAUUAGAUUACUUAUAUGUUUUAACUAACAGUGCAUUCAAAGCCGCACUUGCGUAUCCAUUUGAUAAGGACAUAAGUACCGGCGAGUGCGUGUUCUCAAUGAUACUUGAAACAUAAUAUGUCUGUCUACGUGAGCGUCGCUGUAGAGGCUUUGCGACAAUUAUUGAUCCAAAGCAGCCUGCGCUUCCGUCCGUGCAGUCUGAUCUGGAUCCAUAUUAGUCGUAUAUCAGUUGGAUACAAGUGCUGAAAAUGACAAACGAACAGUAUGUAUGUGCACGGAUCUUGAUCCUUGUUGGUUGCAAACCCCUAACGUUGGUCAAGAUACAAUAGAAAUUGAAGAUUUUGCCCUGUUUGUUCUGCCAGUUUAUGCAAUGCUAGUGCAUGAAUGAGAAUCACAGUUUAUUGAUGUUUAUUAUGUUCCCGAUCUGUGUAAAUGUAGUACUGAAGCACGACUAAUUACAUGCUGGAAAUUCUGAUGAGAGGAAGUUGAUGAAACACAGGAACAUUUUUUUAUCAGAUUUGCUGAAGAAUAAAUGGUUAACCAGUAUAUAUAUGUGUGUGUGUUUUGUUAGGUUAUUUUAAAAAUCAUUUGCAAAAAUAAAAAAGUAAACAGGCUCCUGUUGCAAUCUUAUUUAGCUCUCACCUCUGUGUCUGAAGAGUGCUUGAUAAAACGUGUUCACCUUUGGUUUGAAGCGAUUUCUUUGCGAUGAUAUUUAAUUGAAAAAUGCGUUAACGAUAUGACGCACACUAUACAAAUCUUCUAACGCAAUACUUGGGUUUUUGACAAAUGUUUAGGCGUUGUCUAAUGCGACAUCUUUUAGACAAUUAAUUUUUAAAUGUCGAAGAAAAAUUCCAAUAAAAUUAUUUUAAGUCAUCAUAUAAUUUUACUGAAUCAACGACCAUUUCCUUGUAAAAUCACAAAAAUACAUUAUGUUCAUUUUUUAUCACAAGUUCAUUUCAUUUUAACACAAACAUCACACCAUAAAACAAACAAUAACGCUAUUGUUCUAUCAAAACUUCAAAGAAAAGCAAGCAUUUACGCCUUUCCAUAUACGUGAAAAGGAUUGCUAUAUCUUGUAUAUACAUUUUCAGUCACCAUUGCGAAUAUCUUUAUAUACUCUGAUUUAGAAUGUGUCUCCGUUAUUACAAGAUAGCUUAAGAAGUGAAAUAAUGUUAUACCAGAUAUUUGUCAAAUGUUCACACAUGUUCAUUUCAUUCCUCCUUUCAAAAGUACCUUUAGAUGAGUUACACAUUCAAAGUAUUUUGACCUUUGCAUGGUCAUUUUGUACGACUUUAUACCAAAAUGAUUAAAAAAGAGAUCACUUUUAAAAAUGCAGCAGACGUAUAGGAUGACUUCAGUUUACCAUAACAAUGCAAUUUGUGUAUGCGUAUUCAGGUAUUAUAACGAAUAAAAUUAUGAAAUUUCAUGA
This is a messenger RNA of Mercenaria mercenaria, 3309 nucleotides long. RefSeq names its product cytochrome P450 2U1-like. Bases 191 to 1528 code for a protein of 445 amino acids. NCBI's taxonomy places the organism in Eukaryota, Metazoa, Mollusca, Bivalvia, Venerida, Veneridae. Gene Ontology annotation, cellular component: cytoplasm; intracellular membrane-bounded organelle. The record is from RefSeq and is a predicted model, not a curated record. Gene Ontology annotation, biological process: xenobiotic metabolic process. Gene Ontology annotation, molecular function: iron ion binding; oxidoreductase activity, acting on paired donors, with incorporation or reduction of molecular oxygen, reduced flavin or flavoprotein as one donor, and incorporation of one atom of oxygen; heme binding. The transcript is spliced from 2 exons.